CCGCGGAGGCGGCAGGCGGCUGGUCGCGCGGUUCCGCCAGCCAGCGGGAGCGGCGGCGGCGGCGCGGGGCAGCAUGAGGGAGACACUCGCGUGGGUUCUGCCAUGAUGACCGUUCCAGUCGCUGAGCUUGGAUGAGGCCAGUACAUUAUGUACAGUGUAGAAGACCUCCUGAUUUCUCAUGGAUACAAGCUGUCAAGAGAUCUUCCGGCACCACACGAGGGUCGCCAGCCAGCGAGGGCGAGAGAGAGAGUGGGUCAUGGCUUGCUGAACGGAUGUGAGGAUGCCCCUGCUGCCUUCCCGCACAGUAAGGCGUCCCUGGGGACAAGACAUGUGAGUGAUUCUGAAAAUGAGCACCAUGCACUGAGAGCCCGAGGAGAGCCCCAGAGCGCCUCUGCUGCCAGGAUGUCUGAGGAGGGGUUUUAUCAUCAACCCAGGCUGGCGUGGUUCUCUCAGCACCAAAGUGGUCACAACCAUGCCUAUUGGAGAAGAGGACAGGAGGUCGGUGGCUUGCUGGCUCCGAGAGACCGAGAAGACCUGGAGGUCAGAGAAGUGGCCCAAGCCCACAGUCUGCCCAUCCACACGAGAGAGGGUUCAUGGGAAGUUGGAGGAAGGACAGAGAAUGUGAUGAAGAAGGUGGUUUGGGAAGAAGAGCUGAGAAUGGGGGGCCCUGACAAGUGGCAGAAUGUAAGCCUGGAAAGCUGGAACCAUACAAGGAAAUUAGGAAGACAGAUGUCUGAUGGUGAUGGGGAGAAACGGUUUCAAGAUCUGUACCCAUUCAUGCGAGGAGAACAGGUGUUAAAUUCUCAAAGCAAAGGGAAAUCCCAGUCACUGCCUAGAGUUCUCUCCCCUAAGAGCCUGAGUUGCAUGGAAAUUCCGUUAAGUGAUGGGUAUUUAACAGAUGUUUCUAGAAUGCCAUUUUUUCCUCCAGAUUGUGCACCGAAUUUGGAAUCCACAAGGAACCCUGAGAAGGGUGGCUCCUCUAUCUCCUUACCAUGGCCAAAAUUUGGGAGACCCCUCAAGCCUCCCUCCUAUGACUCCCACCAACACUCCAGGGCGGGAGUGGAAAACAGCGACCAUCUGGACAGCCAACAGGCAGACCUGAGUGUUUCCUACAGGCAGGAGGUCUGCCUGCCCGACUCUGGUUUGGAGCCUCCAGUGUACGUGCCUCCGCCAUCGUAUAGGUCACCACCCCAGCACAUCACAAACCCCUAUGUGGAGGAUGUGGCCCCCAGGCAUGUGUAUGAUGGUCGCCGUCAUCCAAUUGAGGAGGCUGCUGCCAGCUUUCAGCUUCCUUCUGGUUCCCUUGGGACUGGAAAUGAGUUCCUGAAACAGCCCCAUCCCAUCACUGCUUACGAUGGCUCUGUUCAGUAUAUUCCCUUUGACGAUCCACGGAUCCGACAUAUUAAACUGGCCCAACCCCAGGGUUUCUGUGACAAAACAAAGGUAGAUGAGAAAUUGUAUAGCUCUGGUCCAGUCUCUGCCCCAGAGCCAGCUCAUGGAAGCAUGCAUCAUGAUGGUGCCGUUUUAAACCCACAGAGCAUCAUGCCAGCAUCAGAGAGAGAGAGAGCCCCUGUCCUUGCCAAUCCCAGUCCCCCAUGGCUGUGGGGCCAGCUCCCCAGGGAUGGAGAAAAUGGUGGCUUUCCUGACCAGAGAGACCACUGUGUUAUGAGAGGACAGUGGCCUGACGUGAGAGGCAGCCAACAUGGACAAGCAGAAAGCCAAGUCUCCUCCCCAAACCCACAGGGCAAGAGUACCUGUGAAACCCAAACCAAGCUCAAAAAGUUUGAAACUGGGAUUAAGACCAAGAAAAGUUCAAAGAAAAAAAUGAACGAGACGAUAUUUUGUUUGGUUUCUAUCCCAGUGAAAUCAGAAUCACAUCUGCCAGAUAUAGAUAGGAACAACAAUGACUUAAAACAGAGUGCUGAUAAGAAGCAUGGGCUUGAUAAGAGCCCAGCUCUGCAAGAACAAAGUCUGCUGAGCAUGUCUUCCACCGACCUGGAGCUGCAAGCUCUCACAGGAAGCAUGGCUGGGAGAACAGAGUUUCAAAAACAAGAUCUGGGGGAACCAGAAGAAGACAAACAAACAGAUGACCUCAGAUUCAUUCACCCCAUGAAACACAGAGUACUCCAGUAUUCUGGCUCGUGGCCAGGGCACCAGUACAAAGAUCAGCAAACACAAACCACUUUCACAGAAGAAUCCAAAAGCCCGCAGCCCCUCCCUGCUAAGUCAGGAGGGUCACCUAAUGCAGUGCUGACUCCAAAUUUUCUGGACCCUCCUGCCUCCGAAGCUCAGAUGCACACAACAUUAGCUUCCAGUGACCAGAACCAGAAGCCAAGUGUUCAUCAUCUAAAAGGUCAAGUGUCCCUCAACCCUUCUAGCUACAGUGCUUUUUCAAGGACUUCCUUACUCAGAAACCAGGCACCUAUGCCAACAGUGGACCAGAGUCAGCCCUGCAUGGAUGACCGUGGACGUGCACCCAGUCCUGUGUCCAGAGGCGAGGUGGUGAAGGGGGCAACCACAGGUCCAUGCAAUAGUCAACAGCUGUUUGGUCAAUUUCUUUUAAAGCCAGUUAGCCGUCGUCCAUGGGAUUUGAUAAGUCAGUUAGAAAGUUUUAAUAAGGAGCUUCAGGAAGAGGAAGAGAGCAGUCAGAGCAGCAGUAGCAAUGAGAGCAGUGAGACAGGAUGGCAGCCAGAAGGCCAUGCUGGCUGCACACUCAGGAAUCUGGGCUUCACUGGGGAGAGCCAGGAAAGGAGAGGGAAGGAACCGCCAAGGGGGGUGGUGCCGGAGGAGCCUGUGUUUAGGUCGGGAAGAGUUAAGAGUAAGUCUGAGAGUUGGAGUGAGGAGCAGAAGCCUGCCACCUGCCACCAGGGUGCUCGUCCUCAGUACCUGGGCCCCUUGCAGGUGGAGGACAGCAGAGGUGAAGCGUUGCUGUCAACACGGGGAAGCUUGAUUACAGAGAGGAGAAACCAAGAUGUCGGGACAAGAAUAAAAGAGCUAGCAGUCAGCCCAAGACCUGUGAAAAGAAUAACAUCUUCUAGGUCACGUGACACUGUGUCCUCAUCUGCUUCAGCUGAACUGAGAGAGCCCCAGGAAGGGCAGGAGCUCCCCAGUGCUGUAAAGUCUGUGGAGCCCAGCCAAGCAGCCCCUCCCACACCUGGUGGUGGGGAGGAGAGGAGCACGGUGGGCCCCCUCUCUCUUGCCAGCAAACCUUUCGGACUCUCGGUACCAGACUUGAGGUCCGUGGGGCUGACUCCAGCACAAGAGUGGAGUGCCAGUAAGUUAGAUGGGUCUUCAGGUGACAAGAGUGCAAUAGAAAUCCCCCCAAAUGAGUCCCUUCAAAUGAGGGCUGCGAGGAUACUGGGCAUCGAGGUGGCCGUGGAGUCCCUGUUGCCGGGCACCAGGAGAACAGGACAUAACCAGCCCUCUGAGCCUGAUGGCAGUGCCCGAAGGUUGGUGUCCCCUAGGGAGGAACCAGUGUCCAGUCCAGCACAGCCGGAUGAGCCCACAGUUUCCAAUGAUGCCUUUUAUGGCAGGAGAAAGUGUGGCUGGACCAAAAGCCCUCUGUUCGUAGGGGAAAGGGACAGUGCCCCGCAGGCUCCAAGGACUUCUGAACUCUCUGGUGUGGACAGGGUCGUCCCCAGCAAGGCCACUGACCCAGAGUCUCAGCCCAGUGACUUGGAGUCCUUCAAUCACAAGGGCAUGGGGACAGAACCAUCCUUCAGGUCCACUUUGUUCCAUUUUAUAGAAAGGGCUCCAAGUGUGGCAGGCUCAGAAAAGAGGCUCAGAAGUACUUCCAAAGUGAUUGAAAGUUUACAAGAGAAACUGGCUUCCCCCCCCAGGCGAGCCGACACUGACCGCUUGAUGAGGAUGAAAGAGGUGAGCUCCAUGUCUCGGAUGAGGCUCCUGAGCUCCUGGAGCACUGACUCCGUGGAGGAUGCUGAGGAACUGAAGGCUGAGAGGGGCCCAGGAGCUCAGCCAAGAGGCCUGGUGUCUCUGACCACUGGGGACCUGGCCCGGAAGGUGGGAAAUACAUUCUCUAUCUCCAAGAGCGCACUCUCACUGGAAGAAAAUGGGCAUCUGGAACCAGGAAGGGAGAAGAACUUGGAUCGGGACUUCUGGUGCCCAGGUGAGGAGUCAGAUUCGUAUGACCCUAGCAGAGUGGAGCGGGUGUGAUGAGAUGCCAGUGAAGUGCAUCCACCAUAGUUGCAAAUUGAGUGUUCUGUAUCAGCUGGAAACUGCUGGCUGUUAGUGCUCUGUGGUAUCACUACCCCUGCUACCAGGAGACUCGUCAUGCCUUCAGAAUCACUUUGUGGAAGUAAAGAAGUAGUCCAUUGAAACUAUCUGUUUUUACAAAUGAAGAGUUAAUACCUGUGUUUAGAAGAGUCACAUGGACUCUCCUGCAUGAUGGAUUUAGCCAAACUGGUAAAAUGUUUGGUGUUAAUCUGCUUCUGUGACAAUUUGAACAUGGACAAUAGAGUGAAUGAUUUUUGAAAUGACUGUGAAUGUCAUAAAUUCCCUUUCACAUCUCCAGGGCCUAUGGUCCAUGCUCAUGUAAAGGAAUUUGGGACAGCGUUUCUGCACUUUGAGUUUAAGGGAAAUGUGAAUGACUAUAUCUGAUCCAUUUCUAAUAAAUUUGGCCUUUUGCUGCUGGAAGUAACUUCACUUAUAAGUAACUUGCCAUCAGAGACUAAAAGCAAUAUCUUUUUAAGUUCCUAAAAGAUUAAAACUUACUAUAACGUACUAAGAAUAUAAUUUAUCUUGUAAUGAAAUAUUUUGCUCAUUUGCAAACAUGCCAUGUCUGCUUUGCACUCAGUAUUAUCUAUUUUUAUUUUCUGUAUGGACGUUUAGAAAUUCUUUAUAUGAAAAAUAAUUGCUGGUUUAAAAUAGACCAUUUUAACAAAGUAACUAUAUUUCUUUUUACAAAAAAGCUAUUUUUCUAUGAUGUAAACAGUUGUUAGAUGGCAGAUUUUUAAGGGAGUUUUAUUUUAUUUAAGAAUCUGUAUCCCUUUGUGUGAGAGAGACCCACAGAGGGUUCACAUCUGCUUUAAAGCACAUAUCCCUUACCCGCUCACAACUUGGCUAUUUUUAUUUUAUCUUAGAAAGAGAUCUCAAUAUAGACAUUUUACAGGAUUAAAUAAACUUUUCACAAAAGUUUUUUUUUUUUUACAAAUAUAACUAUAAGGUUAUAUGUGAAAAUAAUCCUCUCAAAACCAGCCAAUGUCCACAAUUUUUGCUGCCAUAUCCACUAGAAUUACCAAAAAGUGUAGUUUCAUUUUUGUAUAUCUAUGGGGGUCUGCCCUGAGACCAUGCUUUUCUCCCCCCACCCUUUAAAAAUAUGUAUUUUUAUCUAGAAUGAUCCUUACUUAAUCUCUGCAUAUUUUAAAAAUGUGCUAGAGACAUAUAUAUGCCAUUACAAAAGUAUUAUGAGGCCUAUGUAUUCUACUGUGUUUACUAUUGCAUUAUCCUGCACAAAGUUUAUGCAUUUUUAUGCAUUUGUCUCUUCUUUCUAAGUAAGGUAUUCUUGUUAGCUAACAUUUCCUGAAUGGGUUCUUGUCUACACCCUUCCUCCCUUUCUCCCUCCCUCCCUUUUCUUCCCUUCCUUCUUUUUCUUUUUCUUUUUUAAAUCUCUCUCUCUCUCUCUCUCUCUCUCUCUCUCUCUCUCUCUCUCUCUCGGCUUUUUUUCCUUCUUUCCUUUUCUCUCUCCCCCCCCACCCUUUUUUUUUUUUUUUUUUGAGAAACCACCUGAUCUAUUUUUAGACAUUUCAGAUUCCUAAAAUGUGAAUUGUUGGGUGGUCUGCAAUUUGGCCCUAAAACAAUUCUGACUGGGCUUUCCUGGCCUGUUUUUAUCUGUAACAUAUGAUUUUAUGUCAUAAGAACUUCAUGUAUUUGGACUGUAAUAAACAAUACAGGAUCUAAAUAAUUCUGAAAAAUCAUUUCGAAUACACUUAUCUGUAGUCUUGGUUCCUACCUAUUACUCAUAGCCACUUCUUUCCUGAUUUUUGGCUUUUGUGAAAAGUUGUAGUAGGCUCUUGUUUUCACAACACAAAGAGAAGGGCCAAGUGACUGCUAGGCAUAGCUUAGAUUGUUUUUCCCAGGAAAAAUUUAGUGAGUAAGAGGUUUAUUACUCUGUCAUGGUCAGUGAAUCACUUAAGUAAUCUGGUAGAACUAAAUGAGGGCAGUUACAUGUUUCCCUCUUUAAAUGCAAGUGAAAUGCAUAUAUCUGCAUAUGUUUAUAUAUAUACAUAUAUAUAAAUAUAUGCAGAUAUAUAUGUACAUAUACAUAUAGACACAUACAUAUAUACAUACAUAUAUUUGAACUGUGUUCUGACUUCCUUCUAAAUUUUGUUGAUCCCAUAUAAAGACUUCUUUUAAUGAAAAGAAUUAAAUUUUAGUUUAUUCCUCACGAGAAAGAAGAAUCCUAAAGAGAAAAAAAAUUAAUGUACCUUAUGUUUGAUACUUUUAUUUUGUUUUAUUCUAAAUUAUUAUAGUUUUCUGAAACCAUUCUGAAUUUAGUUGAAAUUAUCAAUAUUUAUACUUCUAACUUUCAUUUCUGGAUUCCAGCUUGAAUAUAGUAACUUUGAAAAUUUGACUUUUAAACUUGUGUAUUCUAAGAUAAAUAAUACAGUCUAAUCAGAAAUAGCUUUCCCAGAGGUUUUGAAUUUAAUGAUAGUUAUUCUUUUAUUACUUCUAUUGCUCAUACAUACAUACCUCUUUGUUAUUAGUUGUGGCUGAAAUUUUUUUUUUGUAUUUUGUGUUUGUCAUUGUUUUUCUCAUAUGUUUGACUAACUUUUGGUGUUUAAUAAUUUAGGGCUUAUAAAAUUAAAUUAAAAGUUCUAAUUUUGACCAUUUGAACUAAAAAUUAUAUGAGGAAUUAUGUAUGAAAUGUAUUUGUAUUUCUUAAUUGUAAAAGUAGGGGAAAAUAUUGGUAUAUAGCUCUAAUUACUUCUUUGAAGAAAAUUUCUGAAUGAUUGAAAACCAAAUAUCUUUAUUAACAUUUUCAAUCUUUCGUUUCUGCAAACCACAGAAAACUUCUUAGAAGUGCAGCCCCUGACUGCAGGUUCAGAAUCCUUUUCCAUGGUGUUUCUAACUUUGGGUUUUCUUUUUUAAAAGUCACUUAAAAAUGUGUCUACUCUGAGAUCCUGGUGUCCAUACUAGAAAUGUAGGUUGAGGUUUUGAUUCAUUUGGAAAAUCUAAGUAGAACUUUUGCUACUCAAAGUUCUGACUGUUGGUGAAGGGUUGGUGUUAAUGCAAGUUCAAGUGCAUAAACUCCAAUGAUUGUAAAACUAGACCCUGGCCAUUUUUUGUGACAGUAAAAGGAUUACUCUGAUAGAAGUUUGGUUUAAGGGCUUCUGAGGGGAAAUGCUGAGCCCUAUCCACAACUGACACAACUACUUCCCAGCUCUGAGCAGAAGAGACCAAUGGAAGAUAAGAUUAACCCACAUUUCAUCUGGUCCCCAAGGAUUAUGUUUAUGUGUUUUGGCUAUUUUGUUGUUUUUUUUUUUGUUUAAAAUGGUUAAAUAAUACACAGUUAAGUAUCAGGUUAGCAUCUUGCAAAGUGACCAGUGCAGCAGAAUUUUCUCUAAAUAUCUGAGCUUAGAGAAACACUUCCAGUUUUCUAAGUUUUUGUAGGCAGUUACUUUUGUGUUUGGGCCAUUGUUCUGCUAGAUCAUCUGCAGGAGGCAUGAAGUGUAAGGGAUGGAGUGAGGGAUGGGAGUGUGUUUCUUGAACUGAAGCUGUUAGAGUAGGCUUAGGGGGGAGAUGCAUUUUUUGUUAUGCUUUUCAUUGCAGAUUCUGUACAUCUGUUUGUGGGAGGAGAGCUGCUACUCAGGACAGGAUUUAAGAGACACAUUCCAAGUGACCUUUAAGAAUCUGCAUGGUGGGAGGUCCUUUUCCAAAACUCUGGGUUGGUCCACUGUGGGACUCACCCAGGGAAGAUGAUAAAAUAACAUUAAAGAAAGAAUGGUCCCCAGCCUGCAUGUUAAGGAGUGAUUAAGACUGCAACUCAGAUUAAAGUCCUUUGGAAAGAUCUGUAUGGUCUAGCAAACUGCCCGUGGAAACAAUCCUUAAGUUCAUCAGCAGGGCCGCGAGAUGGGCAGUGCAGCGAGGUGGGCAGAGUGCGCCUGUGCGCACAUUCCUGGCUUUGACUUUUGAGAGCCCCUGUCAAAGCUGUGUUUAGUACAGGGGACAAGAAGGACCUUGUGCUGUGGCCUCUGACUGAAACUUUAACCCAAAGGCAAGACUGGCUAUUUGUCCCAAUGCCUUCAUUUGGGGUGAGGAGGGGCGCUCCCCCAACUAGUAGUCCCUUUCCCCUGUGGAAGCCAGAGGGGCAGCUGAAUGUCUUCAAGGAGCUCUUGUAUUUCUCUGCAUAAUGUAAAGACUUGUUAUUUUAGGAUGACUGACCUGCUCAGUGACACACAUGUUCCAAAUAAAGAUUUUGCAUGAAAGUA
Myotis lucifugus (little brown bat) is the source of this 8447-nucleotide messenger RNA. It is a transcript of the gene JCAD, whose product is annotated as junctional cadherin 5 associated. Gene Ontology annotation, biological process: positive regulation of blood vessel endothelial cell proliferation involved in sprouting angiogenesis. The record is from RefSeq and is a predicted model, not a curated record. The transcript is spliced from 4 exons. Bases 148 to 4173 code for a protein of 1341 amino acids. Gene Ontology annotation, cellular component: adherens junction; ruffle membrane. Lineage: Eukaryota; Metazoa; Chordata; Mammalia; Chiroptera; Vespertilionidae.